Molecule: messenger RNA, 6022 nt
Organism: Microcebus murinus (gray mouse lemur)
Lineage: Eukaryota; Metazoa; Chordata; Mammalia; Primates; Cheirogaleidae
Source: RefSeq, a predicted model, not a curated record
GUACCUAGGCUGGUUUUGAACUCCUGGUCUCAAGCAGUCUUCCUGCCUUAGUCUCCCAGAGUGCUGGGAUUACAGUAUGAGCCACUACAGCUGGCCAAGAUUUUUUAAUUAAUGUUUUUUUCCUGCUGACAUAUUAUUUCAUUUCUAAGGGCUCAUUCUUAUUUUCUAAAUGUACCUUUUUGUAGAGUAUUAUUCUUGUUUCGUAGAUGCAAUAUCUACUCUUUUCCCUACUUUGGGAUUAUUUUUAAAUGUUUCUUUUGUUCCCACUAUCUCUACUUCAUCCAAGUUCCUUUUUACUGUUUGUUUUGGUCUCUGCUUUUUGGGUUAGAGAUUUCCCUACAAUGCCAAUAAUACUGAUUGUCCAUUCAUACUUAAUAGUGAAGCACUAAAAUGCUGAUUGCAAGUUCUAUAUAGGUAGCUAAAAUUUGUCAGAUGAUAGCUUUGAAAAUAGGGUUAUCAACAGGGUGACCUAGUUGUGCUAUUUGUGGGCCUCCCAACUGUCAAAAUAUAAAAGUUUUUUCUUUUGGGACACCCAUUGUCCCCAGAGAGGACUCUGCAGUCUUCAACUCAGGGCCCCCAGCUAGGAAAGGAGUUUGGGGGAGAGCAGUGCAUCUCACUGUUUGACAGGUAGACCCUCAUUCAGUCUCUCUGCUUUCAGUACACUGAGUCCUCCUUAACGUUGUCUAUAGAACGAUGGAAAUUGUGCCUUUAAGAGAAACGACACAGGAUGAAACCAAUUGACCAUCUGCUAAUUGCUAUAAACAAGAGUGAAGUCCCUACGGCGUUUUUCAGGUCACUAAAACAUCAUCAAACUUCUAAAUAAAAACCAAAACACUUCUGAUAUUAAACACUGAAAUAAAUGUAAGCCAUGUAUACAUUUAAGAAAGAUAAAUAAAAACAAGUUAGACAGUUAUUUACCCAGUUACUCCCAUUCAGGGUCUUGAGUAGCCAGAGCCUGUCUGGGCAGCUCCGGGUCAAGUGGGGGAAACAGCCUGGGCCAGGACGCCAUUCCGAGGCAGGGCACACUCACACGCCCACACUGACUCACACUGCAACCAUGUAGACACCGGUUCACCUAACAGCCACAGCUUUGGAACGUGGGAGGAAGCCAGAGUACCCGGAGGAAACCACACAGACAUGGGGAGAGCGUGCCGGCUCCACCCAGGCGGUGGCCCCAGCCAGGAAGUGAUUUUUUUUUUCUCAUCAAUGUUAGAAAGAAAUGACAUUGCAUGAAAUAAUGAAAUUCAAGGACCUGCUGUGCUGGCCUUCACCCCCGUAUCAAGUGCACCAAGGGACCCCAAGUCCACGCUUUCUUCUUUUUCUUUCUUUCUUUUUAUUUUAUUUAUUUAUUUAUUUAUUUUUUUAGCAAACCGGGGAGAUGCAGCUUUUGGUAUACAAUGGAGGUGCAUUCCCCCAAGUGCAGAGGCUAGUUCAAGUGAGCUCAGGCCUUCUGGUAGGGUGGGCCAGCGGGGGCUGCCUGGAUGCACAGGGUGUUCAUGAGGAUGUGGAUUCUAGGUCUCCCUCACAGGCUUCCCACCUGCUGUCCCCUUGCGAGCCCUUCUCUCAUCCCUACCUCCUGUCCCCGGGUUCUCAGUGCCCCCAAUCCCCAGGGCUCUGUGAUGGGAACCUGCUCCCACCUUUGCACACUCAAGUUGCCACUUGUAUGUCUCCAUUCCAUCUUCUAAAAUGUCUUCAUACCUGCCACCUGCUGUCAUCUCCUCUCCUUUCUUUGUCCUUGAAUAUGUAUACCACUUUAUCCCUUUGCUGUCAGGUUAGUGAGGGUUAUGGUGGAAGAGGAGAUAAAUGCAAGUAUUUAUUGCUUCAGAUUUAACAGUUAGGGCCAUGCUUUGUUCAAUUCAGCCUAUGUCUAUUGAGUACCUACCAUGUGGUCUGUUCCUCUUAAAUCAUGGAAAAUUUUCAUCCCAGACCAACUCUUCCCUUGUCAUUGAGAGAGUUCAAGUUCAGGAAUAGGAUUCCUCCCUCCUCUUUGCUCCCAGAGCAAGUCAAACACGCAUACCACAAAUGCAGAAUUCAAUACACUACAGUCCAGUUCAUUUUUCACUUGUCAACGUCCUCAGCCAGACUGUGGGCUCUCUGGUAGCAGAACUAAGCCUUAGUCAUAUCUGUGUCCCCAGCACCUAGCGCAGUGUCUCACACAUAGUGAAUAAUCAGUAAAUUUUGUUGAAGGAAUACGCGAAAGAACAAGUGAAACCCACACUUACCAUGUGCAGGACCCACCAUAGAUUGAAUUUUGAAUAAGCAGGUAUUUAGCGUCAGCCUCGCUACUGCUCUUAGCACAGAUGCUGGAGAACCCCAUAGAACGAGAUGGCCUAGCUGGAGAGGCCUCACAGACCAUUUAUAGGAGAAAAAAGCUGAGAUCUGAGAUCUUGGGUGCUUGAGAGACUCCCAUGUCACACAGGGAGUCAGAAGCAGAGUGUAGAAUUUAACACAGGCCUUGGGACUUCUGUUGUGCAUUCACUCUAUAGGUGACAAAUUUUUACAAAAUUUUUCCUUUGUAUGGAGACUAUAAAGGGAAAAUUUUGUCAUGAAUAUUUUGUAAAUAAAGGUGCAUUUACCUACAAUUUUCCAUUUUCCCUAUGCAUGGUGACUUUUGGGACGCCCUGUACUUUGCUAGUUAGAAUGCGAAGAGAUUUUAUUUAGUUAACAAUUCAUGAGAAAGAGUAUAAAGAAAACUGGGGGGAUUUACAACCAAAUGGAUCGGUCAAGCACAGUGUCCUAUACCAAAGUGCUUCCUCCCAGGAGGCAGGUCUCUUUAACGUGGGGAGUUACAUUUGUGGAUGUUCUAAGGAACAGAUCAGUAUUGGAACUUGUCCAAGCAAAAUCUUGCCAACUUUUACCCAGUUAAUAUGAUCAGAGUGAGAUGGGCUGGACGAAGUCGUGGAGGAAUUUUCGAGACUUGCAGAGGAUGAGGGUGUGGAGGGGAGACGCGGAUCAACAUGAAAGUCUGAGAUGAAGCGAGCCCCGCAGUGGGCUGUGUGCCGGAACAGAGACGAAGCAUGAAGGGUAUUCCAGGGGAUCCUUCCAGAUCGCCCUUCCCUGGAUCCCACAGGAAGGGAUUUGAGCAGGUUGAGACCAUCAAAGAAGGAUGAAAACAGAGAUGACCUGCUUUAAGAACUCACCGGGUGAAACAGCAUCAUCCAGCACACCCACGCUGGGGACACUUGUGUCCCUCGAGUCGCACACGUGGUGAAGGCUUGAUUACAGUGCAUGGCGUGAGAGGAGGGCUCUCAGGAGAGGGCAGGGGCCCUGGGGGCUCGGUCUUGGCAGGUGGUCUUAUUGCUGCACAGAUGUUGGCCAUAGAAAGUGACUCGGGGAAGUGGAGGUGAUGGGAGUGGCGUGGGGACGGGAGAAGCUGGGUGGGGAACGGUGUCUGUAUAUUCAUCGAGUCAGCUGUGGGGCUAUGGGCACCACACUGAGCAUCAGGGACUCAGUGGUGAGCCAAACAGACGUAGUUCCUGCCUUCCCAGAACGUACAAUCCAGCGAACAUCGUGGAACACUGGAGUUCCCAAGGAGCUUCUUGAAAAAAGGAAAGUGUGGCGGGCCUUAUGAGAUAAUUAAGGUAGGCUAAAGAGAUAGUCUAGUAUGUGGUCCUGCCCUGAAGAAACUUGGGAGUCAAUAACGGAACAGGAGGCUACUUGAAGAAGGCUCCACAAGGUGUGGCUUCUGAGUCCCAGAGGGGUACGGACCUCCUAGCCGGGGCUGGAGUCGUGCCGAGGAUGGAACCUGUGACCACGAGGAGUGCCGAUUCCCCCCACAGCUGUCUGCCCCUCGCCCUCCUCCCCCUUUCAGAUCUCAGCCGGUGGGACGGAUCUGAGCCGCUUCUGUGGUCUGCAGGGCUCCCCUCUGGGCAGCCCUCCUGGUCAGAGGGAGUUUGUGUCCUCAGGGAGGAGUUUGCGGCUGACCUUCCACACACACUCUUCCUCAGAGGACAAGGCCACCCACCUCCACAGGGGCUUCCUGGCCCUCUACCAAGCCGUGGAAACACUGUGCAGGUCCAACUAAAUACAGCCACGGGCCGCGAUCAGCCCCUGGGCGGCCAGCGGGCACAUCUGUGCAGGGCCAAUGGCUGCUGCUUUCCUGUAGCUGUGAGCUGCCGUCAGCCCACCAGCUGGGCCAGUGUGGGCUCUGAGGCCAUCAGCACACCUGGAGACAGCCCUGCCGAGAUCCAGAAUCCCUGCCAGGAGCCCUAUUACCAGGCGGUGGCAGCAGGGACACUCACCUGCAAGGCCCCCGGGACCUGGAAGGACAGAGAGGGCCGGGAGGAGGCUCCUCGGUGUGUGCCUGUCUGUGGAUGGCCAGUCGUCCCGGUCGCCCAGAACCAGACGACCCCUGGUUCUCCCAGAGCCAAGCUGGGCAACUUCCCCUGGCAAGCCUUUACCAGCAUCUACGGCCGCGGAGGCGGGGCCCUGCUGGGCGACAGGUGGAUCCUCACCGCCGCCCACACCAUCUUCCCCAAGGACAGCGUCUCUCUCAGGAGGAAGCUGAGUGUGCACGUGUUCCUGGGCCACACCGACAUAAAUGAGAUGCUGAAACUGGGGAGCUACCCUGUCCGCCGCGUGGUCGUGCACCCCGACUACCGUCAGAACGAGUCACACAAUUUCAACGCGGACAUCGCCCUCCUGGAGCUCCAGCGCAGCGUCCCCCUGGGCCCCCUCGUCCUCCCCGUCUGUCUGCCUGACAGCGAGACCCUGUACGCCAGUGGCGUGCAGGGCUACGUCAGCGGGUUUGGUGUGGAGAUGGGCUGGCUGACCACUAAGUUGAAGUACUCGAGGCUGCCCGUGGCUCCGAGGGAGGCCUGUGAGGCCUGGCUGCGAGGCAAGCGGAGGACCGAGGUGUUUUCUGACAACAUGUUCUGUGUUGGGGACGAGAUACAGAAGAACGGUGUCUGCCAGGGGGACAGCGGCAGCGUCUAUGUGGUGUGGGACGAUCAUGCCCGUCGCUGGGUGGCCACGGGCAUCGUGUCCUGGGGCAUCGGGUGCAACACAGGGUAUGGCUUCUACACCAAAGUGCUCAACUACCUGGACUGGAUCCAGGGAGUGAUGGACGGCAGGGACUGACCCUGGGCACUGAGCGGGACCAGCCAGCUCAGGGAAUAGGGCCCCUGUUCAAGUCACUGAUGCAGCAAGCCGCUGUGGGAGAAGUCCUCCUCCCCUCAAGCCUACACCAGCCCAGGGAGAAAGCGAGUCCCACAGCCCCUUCUCCUCACUCUCUACCGCCCUGCACACUUGCACUGCACCCAGGGAAGCCCUGUUUCACCUCGAACAUCCUUAGAAUCCCCCUCCCCACCUCCAUCUGUUGACACGGCAUCUUCUAUACUCACCUGUGUAAGAGUCACCUUCUCACCGCCUAUUCAAGUGGAGCAGGGAGAAAGAGGUAUUAAUUGCAUUGCAUUUCUGAAACAUUCUGAAGACCCUUUAGUUGACCUCCAAAUAGUCAAGCUAUUGGUUUCACCUCCUACCAACAACUCCUAGAUGCAAUUAUAGUUAAGAGCUCCCUUUUUGUUUUAUGUCUUCUACAUGCCCCGUGUUCCACGUGUUAUUUCACUUAAUCCUCACACCGCAUUUGCAAAGGAUGUGUUAUUAUCCACAUUUCACAAAUGAGGAAACUGACUAGCCCAAGUGCCAGCGUUGGUGUGUGACUGUCCUCAAGACCUGUUAGAUCACCCACUUCCCCAUCCCAGUCCCUGUGUCCUUGCAGUUCCCUUUCCCUGGGAAUCCCUACUUCUGUGAAGACAGCAUCGUGUGGCUCACACUCUUCUGCUGGCCCCAUCUCCUGUAGACACCAAGGUGAGCCCAGCCCAGCCCUGGACUGAAGUUCCUGCACACACCCUAGUCUGUGCCCCCGUUAUUGAGGGCUCUGCUCCACCUAAAAAGACCAACUCUUUGAUUUUUAGUAAAGAUUUGAGGUGAUUUACAGUGAAAGAUUGUAGGGGACUGACAUAUAUUUUCCUAGUUUAAGAAUUAAAUUUAGUGAGUAAUGUAUGUGUUCUGCCCAGAGUGU